Molecule: messenger RNA, 651 nt
Organism: Linnemannia hyalina
Lineage: Eukaryota; Fungi; Mortierellomycota; Mortierellomycetes; Mortierellales; Mortierellaceae
Source: the annotation of a GenBank genome assembly
AUGUUCUCGGCUGACCAUCUUGCCUACGAGUUUGAGAGAUAUGGACCUCUCAUUCGCUGCGAUAUUCCCGCCCCUCGCAACAGCUCGUCGAAGCCAUAUGCCUUUGUGGAGUUUGAGGAUGAUAGGGAUGCUCGCGAGGCCUACUAUGAAAUGAGAGAUGCUCGUUUCGAAGGCUAUCGCCUUGAUGUCCAAUUCGCAAAGAACACACCCAGUGCAUCCUGGAGAUAUGAGGCAGGUGGUUCACGACGCCGUUCCAGAUCUCCUCGUCGCGGUCGCUCUCCUCCUCGCCGCCGUCGCUCUCCUUCCCCACCUCGUCGCCGCCGCUCUCCCAGCCCUCGUGGACGAAGCCCAAGCCCCCGCGGCCGUCGUCCUCGUUCGCUCAGCCCUGCAGGUGACCGUCGCCGUAGAUCUGCCUCUCGCUCUCCUGUCCGUGCCAACCAAGAUCGCCAAGCUGCCCGCGAGGAGGAUGUCAACAUGUCACCUGCACGCGGUUCUCGCUCACCUGCACGCCGCCGUUCCUCCAAGGAUGAGCGUGCUAUUGACAGCGGUCGUUCCAUGUCUCCUCGUCCCCGUUCAGACUCUCCUCGCCACCGCUCCAUCUCUCCUCGUGCUCGCUCCAUCUCUCCCGGAGACCGCUCCAUGACCCCUUGA